GACGUCCUGUGAAACGCUGCCGCAGCCUCGAGUUCGUGCCGCCUGACAUGUCUGAGCUGAGGGUUGUUCUGCUGGGGAGCAGCUGGAGUCAGAGGAACUCAGUGGAGAACUUCAUACUGGAACACAGCAUCUUCAACACAGAACCUCUCAGCUGCACCAGAACCUCCAGCCGGAUUAGAAACAAACAUGUAACAGUCAUCAACACUCCAGACCUGCUGAGUCCUACAGAGGACAAACUGAACGAGUUUCUGAAACACUUUGCCAGAGUCUCUGAUCCUGGACCUCAUGUGUUCGUGUUGGUCCUAAAACCUGAAGACUUCAAUGAGGAACACAAAGAGACGCUCUGCAGAAUCCUUGAAACUUACAUCAAUCAGUCAUUUGAUCAAUGCCUGAUACUGGUUACACUCAGAGAGGAGAGCUCAGGCUUGAAGGAAAGCCACAUGGAAAAUCCAACAUUGAAAGAGAUGAUCAUAAAAUGCAGAUACCGACACCUGAAGAUGAGUGACAUCGACCGUUCAGAGCUGUUAACACGUUUGGGUCAAGUUGUAAAAGAGAACAACGGAGAACAUCUGACCUAUGAAGUAUUUGAAGAAACAACUUCACCAGGAGGACGUCCUCGGAAACGUUGCAGCAGCUUGGAGCUCUUGCCUCCAGACUUGUCUGAGCUGAGGGUUGUUCUGCUGGGGAGCAGCUGGAGUCAGAGGAACUCCGUGGAGAACUUCAUACUGGAUCACAGCGUCUUCAACACAGAACCUCUCAGCUGCACCAGAACCUCCCGCCAGUUCAGAAACAAACAUGUAACAGUCAUCAACACUCCAGACCUGCUGAGUCCUACAGAGGACAAACUGAACGAGUUUCUGAAACACUGUGCCAGAGUCUCUGAUCCGGGACCUCAUGUGUUCGUGUUGGUCCUAAAACCUGAAGACUUCAAUGAGGAACACAAAGAGACGCUCUGCAGAAUCCUUGAAACUUACAACAAUCAGUCAUUUGAUCAAUGCCUGAUACUGGUUACACCCAGAGAGGAGAGCUCAGGCUUGAAGGAAAUGGAAAAUCAUGGAACAUGGAACAUGGAAAAUCCAACAUUGAAAGAGAUGAUCAGAACAUGCAGAUACCGACACCUGAAGAUGAGUGACAUCGACCGUUCAGAGCUGCUGACACGCUUGGGCCAAGUUGCAAAAGAGAACGAUGGAGAACAUGUGACCUAUGAAGUAUUUGAAGAAACAACUUCACCAGCAAACAAACAAACCUCCACGACUGAAGAGCAACAAAUUAAACCAGUUUUAAACCUGGUUUUGUUUGGGAGACAAGGAGCAGGGAAAACCUCGGCAGCCAAGGCCAUUUUAGGUGAGAGAGACCUUCGUUCAGUCUCUGACUCACCGGUGUGUGUCCAGAAUCGAGGAGAGGUGUUUGGACGGUGGGUAUCCCUGGUGGAGCUGCCGGCCUUGGCUGGAAAACCUCCAGGGGAAGUGAUGGAGGAAUCAUUCAAGUGUGUCUCCCUCUGUGAACCUGAGGGCGUCCACGCCUUCGUCCUGGUCCUACCUGUGGCUCCACUCACCGAUGACGACAAGAGGGAGCUGCAGACCAUCCAGAACACCUUCAGCUCUCGGGUCAAUGACUUCACCAUGAUUCUGUUCACCCUGGAGUCAGAUCCCACCCAUCCAGAUGUUGUUAACUUUGUGGAAAAGAGCAAAGACAUCCAGGAGCUCCGCCAGAGCUGUGGAGGAAGAUCUCUCAUCUUCAACGUUAAGAGUAAUCAGCAAGUCGCAGAGCUGCUGGAUGCUGUUGAAAAGAUAAACCAUCUCAAAAACUUCUGCAGUUACUCAGCAGACACAUUCAUGAGGGCCCAAAUAGAAAGAGUCGUACAAGAAGAGAGAGACAACACUGCACUGAGAGCUAAAGUAAAGAAGCUGAAAGAAGCACAGAUGUAUGAUGAAGAGCAGCAGAUCCCAGACUGUCUCAGGAUGGUUCUGAUUGGGAAGACCGGCUGUGGAAAAAGCUCUUCAGGAAACACCAUUUUAGGAAGAAAAGCGUUUAAAGCUGAAUCAAACCCAACUUCAGUCACCAAACGCUGUCAGAAAGAAGUGGGUGAAGUGGACGGUCGUGCUGUUGCUGUGGUCGACACUCCCGGUCUGUUUGACUCGACUCUGUCACAUGACGAGGUCAACGAGGAAAUGCUGAAGUGCAUCAGUCUUCUGUCUCCAGGACCCCACGUCAUCCUGGUGGUGAUACAGAUCGGCAGAUUCACCCGCGAGGACAAGGACACACUCAAACUCAUCAGGGAAGGUUUUGGGAAGAAUGCAGAACAGUUCACCUUCAUCCUUUUUACAUAUGGUGACACAUUAGAACGGGAAGAAAAAUCUGUUGAAGAUUACAUCAGAGAGGGCGAUGACUCGAUUCAGAAGCUGAUCCAUGACUGUGGAGGAAGGUUCCACGUGUUCAAUAACUACGAUAAAAACAAUCGUCAACAGGUCAGAGAUCUGAUAAGAAAGAUUGAUGAAAUGUUGAAGAGAAACAGAGGAAACUGCUACACCAAUGAGAUGCUGCAAGAAGCUGAAGCAGCGAUAAAGAAGGAGAUGGAGAGAAUCCUGCAGGAGAAGGAAGAAGAAAUACAGAGAGAAAAGGAGGAACUCACACGAAAACAUGAAGAAGAAAUGCAAGAAAUGAAAAGAAAAAUGGAAAAAGAGAGAGAAAAACUACAACAACAAACUGAGCUGAAACUCAAGGAAAUGAAGGAAAAUAUAAAUAAAGAGCUUGAAGAGAAAAAGAGGGAACAUGAAGAGAGGGAAGAGGAGAAUAGGGUAAGGGAACGUAGUGACGAAGAACAUCGCCAGAGUUUCAACAGACAGCUUGAAACAUUGGACAAACAAAUUCAGUCAGAAAAAGAGGAAAAGAAAAGCGUUAGCAGAGAGUUGGAACAGACCCGGGAAAAGAGGAGAAAGGAUAAGGAGGAUUUUGAGAAAGAACGUAAAGAAUGGUGGGAAAAACAAAAGAAAGAAGAUGAAGAGAGACAACAGAAGGAGCAGAAACGACUGGAAGAACUGGAGGAACAAUACAAGAAGGAAAAAGAAAUGUAUAAAAAGAAAAUGGAGGAGGAAAACAUCAGAAGAGAAAAGGUGGGAAAAGAAUUAAAACAAUUACAAGAAAAUAUAGAAAAUCUGAAAAAGAAGUUUGAAGACGAGGUCAGGAGAUUAGCUGAAGAGAAAAAUAAAUUACAGGAAAAAUAUAAGAAAGUGUCAGAUCAGGAGGAAGCACACAAGAGGGAGACAAAGUUCCGACUUUUUACCUUCAAACUGACAGUUUCGGCGGAUCUCCCGCCUUCCUCAGAGUGUCACGUGAUGGGAAGUGACAACGUCCUUAUCAGCUGUUUUUACUAUGAGGGCGUGGCCAACCUGCCAGGUUUGACAGGUCGGCCACGCCUCCCGCUGUCCUCCCGCCGCUCCAAGAUGCUGGUCCAUGUGUGA
Molecule: messenger RNA, 3461 nt
Organism: Cololabis saira (Pacific saury)
Lineage: Eukaryota; Metazoa; Chordata; Actinopteri; Beloniformes; Belonidae
Product: GTPase IMAP family member 8-like
Exons: 7
Coding region: 48-3461 (1137 amino acids)
Molecular function (GO): GTP binding
Source: RefSeq, a predicted model, not a curated record